GUGGGUGAGCGAUUCUAAGACUGCUCCGCGUUUUAUCAAAUACAAUAUGCUGCGGUCGCUGGGGCAACAGGAGGAGCUCUACGGCCUCUCCCGGCGGUGCUUUGAAGUCCUCGACAAUCGUGUCGAAGCGAUCAUGGCAAUGCUCAUGGAGACGUCUCCGGGUCAAGCCUUCAACAUGCCCAACUUAGCCACCGCGGAAGGGCUCAAGCCAGCAGAGACUGGCGAGCUCGAGAAAGUGCCCUCCUCUCCAGUUCUACCUCGGUCCGAGGAAGACGAUGUCAGCGUGGAGCAGCCGCAUUCCACGCGACGCACCAGCUUGCAACCUUUGGCGGAGGAUGCUAUCAAGGCUGCGAUGGACAAGUUGGAAGCCUACGUCCUGAACGCCACAGAAGCUGCCUUGAAGGGAUCGAGGGCUGCGAUUGAGAAGGCGCUGCAGGAGAAGGCGCCGCUGCUAAUGCCCGGCUCGACGGAGCAAUGGCAAACGCAGCUUCGGCCUUCCCGGCCGUCCUUGGUGCAGGCCAUGGGCGACAACAUCUUCGAGAAGCGCCGAAGGGUCAGCAUAACAGAGAAGCAGGGAACCUCUACAUCAGAGCCUCGGAAGGGCGAGGAGUCCCCUUCCGCCUUGAAGCCCCGGCGGCGGAGCCGGAUGGCCCUUUGUGUCCAUCAGUAA
This is a messenger RNA of Symbiodinium necroappetens, 670 nucleotides long. Lineage: Eukaryota; Dinophyceae; Suessiales; Symbiodiniaceae. The record is from the annotation of a GenBank genome assembly.